AUGCCUCCCAAGUCGACUCGAUCAUUCCAGCGCACUCUCUCCAAUAGCUCGAACGCUUCUUCCUCCUCCACCUCCAACAAGACUACCAAACUCAAACAGAACAAGCUCGACUUUUCUUUUCAUUCUACCAGCUCAUCCUCCUCCGCAGCGCGCCCGUUCGCAUCCAGACCGCUCAGUAGCACGCCUUCUUUUGGAUUACCUCUCGCCGCUUCGUCGACCUCACUACCGCCGCCUUCUACCCACACUUCUGCUGCGCACAAGGGCAAGCAGAGGCAGCAUAAUUCCAUCGGCGAUCGAAAUGAGGACCCCGCCAACAGCUCAGGAGCGACCGAUUACGAUGCGGACAGUCUCUGGUCCGAAAGACUCGCACCUCACACUGGCGAUGAGUUGGCAGUCCAUCCCAAAAAGGUAGCCCAAGUGCGCACUUGGAUCCAAGAGGCCUUUUCCAGUAAGGCGCUGGUGUCCCGAUAUCACAAGGUGCUUGCAUUGACCGGUCCAGCAGGAGCAGGUAAAUCAGCUACCAUUCGUGCACUCGCCUCCCACCAAGAUCUCGACUUCGACAUUCUCGAGUGGCACCAUGAUCAGCCUUCCUUCGACCCGGACAAUCCAGGGGCAUCUUUCAUCGAACGCUUUGCCGACUUUCUCUCGAAAGCCGCCAGGUUCCCGACCUUGGAACUGCACGCUUCGGAUGACGAUGCCUCGAGUUCAUCGCUUACGCUUGACUCCGCUCCACGUGCCAAUCGACGCAGAGUGAUCUUGUUGGAAGAAUUGCCUAAUCUGCACCAUUUGCCCACAAAGCAGCUCUUCCAAGCCUCGAUUGAACAGCACAUGCAACAAUCGAUCCAGCUCACGGCGCAUGGGUUCCCCAAUGUGCCCAUCGUCCUGGUCGUGACGGAGAGCACGCCUAGGGAGGAUCAAGACCGAUGGUCGGGCGACUCUUCUUCCGGGAACACGUGGCGCGAUAGAAUUGCUUCCAUCAUGGACACCCGCAGUGCUCUCGGCGAAACCAUACGAAAGCACCCCGCCUACACCGAGAUCCGAUUCAAUCCUGUCGCACCUACCAUUGUUCUCAAAGGUCUCAAGAGGGCCAUCGAUCGAGCCACCUCCACAACCAGCAAGACCGCGUCCAAGAUAUGGCUGCAGCUGCUUCAGAUGAUCGCUGAAGAUUCCAAUGGCGAUCUCCGCGCCGCCGUCAACUGUCUCCAAUUCGUCGGCGCAGGCAGCAAACACUUCGAGAUGAUUGUCAAAGAAAGGGGUGCGAAGAAGACGCAAGAUAUAAGCAGGGCGAUGCGAAAGAUGAUGCCCUUGGUUUCGGGUAGGGAGAGCUCUUUGGCGCUUUUCCACGCUCUGGGUAGAGUGCUGUACAACAAGCGCGAAGGCGAUCCUGGCAAUGAAGGUUCAACAGCGAGAGCCGCCGCUAAUAGCGAUCUCGACAGCGAUCAAGACAUCGACGGUGAUGGCCGAGACGACAGCAACCAGCUCAAAGAACGCUUGAAGCGUGCCAUGCAGGCUAUCGUUCAAUCGCCCUCCGAACAAGACAGCUUCUGCCAGCUACCGGAAUACAUGUCGCACCUCGACCGGCGGCCUUCGCGCGUUGAGCCCGACCAGCUCUGGGCAGACUUACCCGUCGAUUCCUCCGUCUUCCAACUCUACCUGCAUCAGAACUUCCCGCAGUUCUGCACUGAAGUCGAGCAGUGCGAAGCCAUCCUCGAGUUUUUCAGCACCGCUGACGUGCUCACACCGCUGCAUGAGCAGUAUCGACAUUCGUCGCUCUCGGCCUACUACGCAUUUUUGCUGUCUACGAGGGGCACGCUGCUGCGUCUGCCGAGUCCUGUUCCUCGAAGUGGACAGAAAUUGGGCAAAGCGACUUGGUGGGAUGUGCAGAAGAAUUUUAGGGUCAUGCUGCAAGAUAUGGAGGAUGUCAAGGCAUCCUUGACGAGAUCGGCGGGAGGGGCGGGGAGGAUCGACAGGGAAGACGCGGCGGGAGGAAGGUUGAAGAGGACCAAGUUCACUCAUCCCGCUUUCGUCUCGGCGGGUUCCGACGAUGCGAUAGAGAAGACAGAUGCAGGUCUGGGCGACGAAGCCCGGCACACAACUCUAUUCCGAAGUGAUCCAGUGACGCUGGUCACCGAGAUCUUGCCUCUGCUCGCCAAGAUACGACCAUCAGAGUUCGACGAUAAAAUCAACGAGCUGGCGAGAAUGCGCUUCGAACAUGCCGGAGUCGCAGAUAUGGCAUCUAGGUUCUUGGACGAGCACGAAACCGGCGUCGCGGGUGAAGACGACGACGAGGUGCAGUCGGAUCGGAAACGAAAGCAGGUCAAGGACACGAGCAAGCAGGAGGAGGAACGAGAGGAAAAGCUGUUUCUCUCGGACGACGAUAUCGGCGACUUUUGA
Messenger RNA from Sporisorium graminicola, 2394 nucleotides. RefSeq lists its product as uncharacterized. The record is from RefSeq and is a predicted model, not a curated record. The coding region runs from base 1 to 2394 and encodes 797 amino acids. NCBI's taxonomy places the organism in Eukaryota, Fungi, Basidiomycota, Ustilaginomycetes, Ustilaginales, Ustilaginaceae. Gene Ontology annotation, biological process: DNA damage checkpoint signaling; DNA repair; mitotic DNA replication checkpoint signaling. The transcript has a single exon. Gene Ontology annotation, molecular function: chromatin binding.